This is a messenger RNA of Oncorhynchus masou masou (cherry salmon), 834 nucleotides long. Its product is annotated as ladderlectin-like. Gene Ontology annotation, molecular function: signaling receptor activity. The transcript is spliced from 6 exons. The record is from RefSeq and is a predicted model, not a curated record. NCBI's taxonomy places the organism in Eukaryota, Metazoa, Chordata, Actinopteri, Salmoniformes, Salmonidae. The coding region runs from base 117 to 644 and encodes 175 amino acids.
CCUAUUUAAAGGAGGGAUAGGUAGAAUUUAGGACACAGAGAGAACCCAGUGAAGUUCUUUGAAGAUCUCUGAAGAAGUGAAGCUACAACUGAAGAUUUCAGAAGAAGACUAUAUCAAUGGCGAUGUUGACCAUCCUUCUGCUUCUCAGCGCUGCCAUUGUUCUGGGCGAGGCCUUUGAUCUACGUGCCACAAAGGCUGGGGUGGAGGAGGAACAGCAGGAGGCAGGAGCAGCAGAGAGUGAUCCUCCAUGCCCCGGAGGUUGGACCAAAUACGGAUCACAUUGCUUUAUGUUUGUCAACACUGCAAUGACAUGGUCCCGAGCUGAGAGGUACUGUCUGUCCCAUCGAGCAAACCUGGCCUCUGUGCACAACUGUGGGGACAACUAUAAUUUACAGCAAUUGGUGUUGAAAAACACCGGCCAACUUCUACCUAUCUGGAUUGGAGGAUUUGAUGCUGUUCAGAACAAAAAUUGGUUCUGGAGUGACGGCUCCAAAUUUGAUUACGAGAACUGGGAGCAAGGAGAGCCCAAUAAUUAUGGUGGCAAGGAGCACUGUCUUCAAAUGAACUUUGGAGGUGACAGAAAGUGGAACGAUUUAGACUGUGGAUUGAAAUUGCCCUUGGUGUGCACACUGAAAACCUGUUAAAUCAAGCAAAACAUCAACUCAACUGAAAAAGAAAUGUUUUUCCAUAGUGUCAGCAUCCUAACUGAACACACAAGUCAAAUACUUUAAAAAUUAUUUGUUUCGGUAAAAUUAACAUUUUAGUUACUUGUUGUGCAUAAAUGUUGAGUAAUGAUUCUGUGGUUUGUUGUCAAUAAAACUGGUGCACACAUUA